Molecule: messenger RNA, 3380 nt
Organism: Grammomys surdaster
Lineage: Eukaryota; Metazoa; Chordata; Mammalia; Rodentia; Muridae
Gene: Bub1
Product: BUB1 mitotic checkpoint serine/threonine kinase
Exons: 25
Coding region: 79-3255 (1058 amino acids)
Biological process (GO): protein phosphorylation; mitotic spindle assembly checkpoint signaling; meiotic sister chromatid cohesion, centromeric
Molecular function (GO): ATP binding; protein kinase activity
Source: RefSeq, a predicted model, not a curated record
GAGGCUUGGGACAGGGGCUGAUGGGGUGUUUCGUCGGCGGCUGGUGGGGCAUUUCACCGCUGCGCGCUUUUUCUCGUCAUGGACAACCUAGAAAACGUUUUUCGCAUGUUUGAAGCCCAUAUGCAAAACUACAAGGGUAAUGACCCACUUGGAGAAUGGGAAAGCCUUAUGAAGUGGGUAGAAGAGAAUUUUCCUGACAAUAAAGAAUACUUGGUGAUAUUAUUAGAACAUUUAAUGAAGGAAUUUUUAGAUAAGAAGAACUACCACAAUGAUUCAAGAUUCAUCAAUUAUUGCUUAAAAUUUGCUGAGUUCAACAGUGACCUUCAUCAGUUUUUUGAGUUUCUGUACAACCAGGGAAUUGGAACCAAGUCAUCAUAUCUAUACAUGUCCUGGGCAGGGCAUCUGGAAGCCCAGGGAGAGCUGCAGCAUGCUAGUGCUAUUUUUCAGACAGGAAUUCACAAUGAGGCUGAACCUAAAGAACUACUACAACAACAAUACAGGCUAUUCCAGACACGCCUUACUGGAACCCAUUUGCCAGCUCAAGCUGUAACCUCAGAACCUAUGCAUAAUGCACAGAUUUUAAACCAAGUUAUGAUAACAAAGUCAAGUCCAGGAAAAAAUUCAGCCUGUGUUCCUAGGAGUCAGGGUUCAGAGUAUUCUGGUGUGGCACCUUCCACUUGUGAUGAAAAGUCUAAUAUGGAACAGAGAGUGAUCAUGAUUUCCAAGUCAGAAUGUUCUGUCAGCUCAUCUGUGGCACCCAAGCCUGAAUCUCAGCAAGUUAUGUACUGCAAGGAAAAGCUUAUUCGUGGAGAUUCAGAAUUUUCUUUUGAAGAACUGAGAGCUCAGAAAUACAAUCAACGGAAGAAGCAUGAACAGUGGGUUAGUGAAGACAGAAAUUAUAUGAAAAGAAAAGAAGCAAAUGCUUUUGAAGAGCAGUUAUUAAAACAGAAAAUGGAUGAACUUCACAAGAAAUUGCAUCAAGUGGUGGAAUUGUCUCACAAGGACCUGCCUGCUUCUGUGAAUAGGCCUGAUGUUAAUCUAUUAUGUAUGGCACAAAAUACAUGCUCCGAGCAAGAACUGAGGGGUCCAAGUCUUUCAUCCAUCAAUCAGCAGACCUCAGAGAACUCAGGAGAGAAACCACAGGAAGAACCUUCUGUUCCUCUUAUGGCAAAUGCUGUUAAUAGCACUUUGCUGUUCCCAGCUGCCAGCCUGCCAACUCUUCCUAUUCCUGUAAGUGACCAGUCAGAAUCCAGGUGUGUGAAUCAAAGUAUACAUGAAUUCAUGCCACAGAGUGGAGCAGAAACAAAAGAAGUAUGUGAAACAAAUAAAGUUGCCAGCAUUAAUGAUUUUCGUACAACUCCAAACACAUCAUUGGGAAUGGUUCAAGGAACACCAUGCAAAGUGCAGCCGUCACCAACUGUCCACACCAAGGAGGCAUUAGGUUUCAUCAUGGAUAUGUUUCAGGCUCCAACACUUCCUGACAUUUCUGAUGAUAAAGAUGAAUGGCUAUCUCUAGACCAAAAUGAAGAUGCAUUUGAAGCCCAGUUUCAAAAAAAUGCAGUAUCUUCAGAGGAUUGGGGAGUUAAAAAGAUUAUGACUUUGUCAUCUGCUUUUCCUAUUUUUGAAGAUGGAAACAAAGAAAAUUAUGGCUUACCACAGCCUAAAAAUAAGCCCUUAGGAGCUAGGACCUUUGGAGAACGAUCUCUCAGCAAAUGUACAUCAAGAUCAAAUGAAAUGCCUCACACUGAUGAGUUUAUGGAUGAGUCAACAGUAUGUGGUAUUCGCUACAACAAAACCCUAGCUCCCAAUCCUGUAAGUCUAGGAGACUUUACAUCUGCUGCCCAGCUCUCAUCUACACCAUUCCACAAAUUUCCAGCAGAUUCAGUGCAGAUUCCAGAAGAUAAAGAAAAUGUGGUAGCCAUGCAGUAUACACAUAUGGCUAUGGAUUCUUGUAAAGAAAACAUAGUGGACCUCUCAAAAGACAGAAAGCUUGGUCCAAUUGAAGAGAAAUUUUCAGCAUCUUUACCCUGUCCUAGUCAGCCUGCCACAGGUGGUUUGCUCACCAAGGAAGCAGUGUUCAGCCUUGAGGCUUAUAAAUGCACAGACACUGGCUAUGCAACGGUGGAAGACCUAUCAGAUGCCAGCGCUGGACUCCAAGUUGAAUGGGUUCAAGCUAGUUCACUUGGAAAUGUCAAUGCUCCAAACUUUACUAUUGAGAACCCAUGGGAUGAUGAAUUGAUUCUUAAACUUCUAUCUGGGCUUUCUAAGCCGGUUACUUCCUAUUCAAAUACUUUUGUAUGGCAGAGUAAACUUCCAGCCAUCAAGACCAAGACAGAAUUCCAGUUGGGUUCUUUGCUGGUCUAUGUGAAUCACCUUCUUGGAGAAGGAGCCUUUGCUCAAGUCUUUGAAGCUAUUCAUGGAGAUGUGAAAGAUACCAAAAGUAAACAGAAAUGUAUUUUGAAGGUGCAGAGACCUGCCAACUCUUGGGAAUUCUACAUUGGGAUGCAGCUCAUGGAAAGACUAAAGCCAGAAGUACAUCACAUGUUCAUCAAGUUUUAUUCUGCUCAUUUAUUCCAGAACGGCAGCAUAUUAGUAGGGGAGCUCUACAGCUAUGGGACUUUACUAAAUGUCAUUAACCUCUAUAAAAAUACCCCUGAAAAAGUGAUGCCCCAGGCUCUCGUCAUCACUUUCGCUAUCAGAAUGCUUUACAUGGUUGAACAAGUCCACAGCUGUGAAAUUAUUCAUGGUGACAUUAAGCCAGAUAACUUCAUACUAGGACACAGAUUUUUGGAACAGGAUGAUGAAGACUUAGCUACUGGCUUGGCAUUGAUUGACCUGGGUCAGAGUAUAGAUAUGAAACUUUUCCCUAAAGGAACUGUAUUUACAGGAAAGUGUGAAACAUCUGGUUUUCAAUGUCCUGAGAUGCUCAGUAACAAGCCAUGGAACUACCAGGUUGAUUACUAUGGAGUUGCUGCAACAAUAUACUGUAUGCUCUUUGGCACUUACAUGAAAGUAAAAAAUGAAGGAGGAGUCUGGAAACCUGAAGGUCUUUUUAGAAGGCUUCCUCAUUUGGAUAUGUGGGAGGAAUUCUUUCACAUCAUGUUGAAUAUACCAGGUUGUCAUAAUCUUCCAUCUUUGGAUUUUCUGAGACAAAAGAUGAAGAAAUUACUUGAACAACAGUAUUCUAACAAGAUUAAGACCUUGCGUAAUAGGCUAAUUGUGCUGCUUUCAGAAUAUAAGCGUUCAAGAAAAUAAAAUAUGAAUAUGGACCUUCUCCAAAGCACACUUUGUAAAUUUAAACUCUCACUUUGAAUCCUAUUUUUUCAUACUUAUUAUUUAUGUAUGUUAAAAAAUAAAGCCCAUACGAUACACCCAUGUGA